CAAAGGUCAAAAGCCAGAUAAUACUCUGUGUUAAUGAGGUUAUGGGGAAAGAAAAUCCCGCGAGAGCUGCUCGCCCCUGACCCGCGGGCUGCCGGUUCCAGCACAGCCGACUACGCGGGCGCUGCCGAGGCUCUGGGGGACGGGCUGCUGGGGUUUCCACUUCCGCCGCCACGGAUUCGCUCCCGGCCGUGGUGGUUUCCUGUGCAGAAGCUGAGGAACCUGCUGGUGUUUUAUUUGGAGGCGUGGCUGGCCGACUCGAUCUUCGGCCCAGGCCGAGCCGUGGUUCCGGAAAUGGAGUGGAUGAGCCAGGCCCUGCUGACGGUGGACGCAGUUCACGCCGGGAAGUUGGUGGAAAUCACCGUCUUCGGGCGGCCAGCUGUCCAGUGCCGGGUGAAGAGCGUGCUCCUGAGCCUGGCGCCGAGUCACCGGGAGCAGCGCGCCCGAGCUGAGAAGAUGGAACAACUCGAGGAGUUCUUGAAGGCCCAGGCACCAGGCCCCCAGGUCCCCCAGCGUCCUGUUGCGUAA
This is a messenger RNA of Aethalodelphis obliquidens (Pacific white-sided dolphin), 525 nucleotides long. Its product is annotated as oocyte-expressed protein homolog. Lineage: Eukaryota; Metazoa; Chordata; Mammalia; Artiodactyla; Delphinidae. The coding region runs from base 34 to 525 and encodes 163 amino acids. The transcript has a single exon. Gene Ontology annotation, molecular function: RNA binding. The record is from RefSeq and is a predicted model, not a curated record. Gene Ontology annotation, biological process: embryonic pattern specification; establishment or maintenance of apical/basal cell polarity. Gene Ontology annotation, cellular component: protein-containing complex.